Molecule: messenger RNA, 4057 nt
Organism: Pangasianodon hypophthalmus (striped catfish)
Lineage: Eukaryota; Metazoa; Chordata; Actinopteri; Siluriformes; Pangasiidae
Gene: slc17a5
Product: solute carrier family 17 member 5
Exons: 11
Coding region: 66-1538 (490 amino acids)
Biological process (GO): monoatomic anion transport; transmembrane transport
Molecular function (GO): transmembrane transporter activity
Source: RefSeq, a predicted model, not a curated record
GUUUACACGUAAUUGGGAUGCGUCGAUGUCCGGGAAGUAAACAGUUCACAUAGACUGUGUGAGCCAUGGACCGCAUAGCAUCAGACACAGAAACUGAUGAUUAUGAGCAGCCUUUGCUUCAUCGGAAAAGGGACGACGGCAUAAAAAGAGCUCCUGUGCUAUGCUCUUCACGCUAUGGCCUUGCCUUACUGUCAUGCUAUGGCUUUUUUGUGGCAUACGCGCUCCGGGUGAAUCUCAGUGUGGCCAUGGUGGAUAUGCUGCGAAACAGUAGCAGCAGUACCAAUGCCAGUGGCUCUGUGUGCCCGAGGCAUACCAGUCCGACACGGCCCAGACACAACCACACAGCCAGUGUGUAUGACUGGGACUCAGAGACUCAGGGCUGGAUCCUGGGCUCUUUCUUUUACGGUUACAUCGUCACUCAGAUACCGGGUGGCUACAUGGCACGCAAGUAUGGUGCCAAGUGGCUGCUGGGCUUUGGCAUCCUGGGAACUGUGAUCUUCACCCUGCUAACGCCUGUGGCUGCAGACCUGGGAGCUGGUUAUCUCAUCACAGUCAGGGUGCUAGAGGGCAUAGGGGAGGGAGUGACAUUUCCUGCUAUGCAUGCUAUGUGGGCAUCCUGGGCUCCACCCUUGGAGAGGAGUCGACUGCUUACUAUCUCUUAUGCAGGUGCCCAGCUCGGUACUGUAGUAGCCCUUCCUCUGUCUGGUCAGAUAUGUUUUUACCUGGAUUGGACAUACGUCUUCUAUAUAUUUGGGGCUAUUGGGCUACUUUGGUUUUUCCUGUGGGCUUUUCUGGUCAGUAACAGUCCUGACACACACAGAAGGAUAUCAGAGAUUGAGAAGAGCUACAUAAAAGCUUCAUUAAAAAAAGAGCUGUCUCCCACUUCAGCCUACAUCCCCUGGCCUUCCAUUCUCACAUCUGUUCCACUAUGGGCCAUAGUUGUUGCACACUUCUCCUACAACUGGACAUUUUACACACUGCUGACUCUCUUACCCACCUACAUGAAUGACAUUCUGGGCUUCAGCAUUAAGGAGAAUGGGAUGCUCUCUGCCCUGCCAUACUUGGGUUGCUGGCUGCUAGCCAUGGGAGGAGGCCAGUUAGCAGACUACCUGAGGGAGACCUGCCUUUUCCGCACUGUGACUGUGCGCAAGGCCUUCACUAUAGCAGGUAUGGUGGGACCAGCUGUGUUCCUGGUAGCAGCAGGAUACACUGACUGCAACUACAUUCUGGCUGUUGUUUUCCUCACUGUCUCCUCGACUCUGGGAGGCUUUUCUGCAUCUGGCUUUAAUAUCAAUCAUCUUGACAUCGCACCAUCGUAUGCUGGAAUAUUGCUAGGAAUCACAAACACAUUUGCAACUAUACCUGGCAUGGUGGGUCCUGUGAUAGCGAGAUCACUGACCAAAUCUAACACUAUUGCGGACUGGCGAACAGUCUUCUUUAUCUCAGCUGGGAUAAAUCUGUUCGGUGCUGCCUUCUACACAUUGUUUGGAAAAGGUACAGUACAGCCCUGGGCAGUGCAGAGAGUAAACACAGAAUAAAAAGUAUUUUAAGGAACUCAAAGGACACUAUGGCAUUAAGAAUUCAGGGGAAGGAUUCAGAUGAUUCUGUUUGAAGAUUCGAGCACAGCUCGAUGCUGUUUUUGGUAAACAAAUGUCUGAAUGUUCUCUAAUAACAUUUUAAGUUUUAAAAGGAUGUUCUGGUGUUUGUUGCUCUCUCAGUGUUUUCACUUCCUUGUUGUUUUUAAGCAUUUUGUAUAAUUUAGGAAGUCAGUAUUUUCACAGGACACAUGUCUUCAGCCAGUGUACAUCUAAAAUAGCAGACAUUUAAGUUCAGUGCCUAAAGUUUGCUUUCAGUUCAUUUUAACUGCUCAGCAAAGCUUGGAUUGUCUUAAACCAGAGGUGGGUGUCCAUAACGGCAGGUGGGGCAGAGCUGAUGUGUCAGCCGUUCAACAAAUAUUAAUCUUCAUAAAGUCCUUGUUCACAACUCCAUUACUAAUUACCUCUUUUGUGUUACUAACGAUUUAAAAAAUAUAUAUUGCUAUUUGUCAGAAGUCAUGUUCCAUUGAUUGCUCGCCUUUCUAGAUGUUGCACAAUCAGGGGGCAGCUCGCUCAUUGCCCAACUUAACUUCCAUAGAGUUAUGAUUCCAUCUAGUGGUCAAAAAUGGGAAAAAGUGCUAAUAGAGCCGCACUGGGGAAAGAAUGAUGCUGCCAUGCUAGCUCUAUGAACAUUUCCAAUGUAGGAGGAGGAACGGCCAGGAGACUAGCCCAAUCUGGCAACCCUAAGAUCUUGUUUUAUAGUACAUAAUCAGAAUUAAAUCUAAUAAAGUACAGACGGCAUCUAUGAUAUACUGAACUAUUUCUACUGUAAAAUAUACUGCAAAUAUUGGAAUAGUAAAAGGGGAGUAUGGAUUGGAUAAUAUCUGUACAUGAGAAAUGUGUGCAUACACAAGUGACCUUGUUUCCCAUGCAAAGACUAUGGGGAAAGAUGCUGUGAGAUGGCAUUCUGAAUGACAGUAUGUUGUCGACUCUCAGCUGCCUAGUACAGGGAUUCACUAGAUUGUAGCCUAUAGCACUGGUAAAGUGUGAUAGCCCCUUAACUUCAUUUUGUUUGAAACUAUAUUGUUAAUCAUGUUGUCCUGCCCCACCAAAAUCUAUGGUAAUGAGUUUGUCUACAUUUUUAGAGUGUACAUUAAAAUACCUAUUCACUCUUCCAUCUAGGAACAUGAAGUGAACUGAGCUAGAUUUAAGUUGUAGCUUAAAUAAACUUGUUUAAAAUGCAGAGGUGCCAACAUCUACGUUUUAUCUGCAAUAUUUACAAUUUAUGACCCUGUGGUGAUAUAGGAGACACCUGAAACUACACUUGUUCUGCAUUUUCAGUUAAAAUAAUAAUACACAAGUAAAAUCCACCCGUCAGAAUAGUUAUUUUACUGAGGGAGAAAGGACGUGGGACAUCACAGUCUCUCAUUUGCUUCGGGUAGCGGUUACUUACACUUUCUGCUGACUUUAUCUAGGUGAAUUUUGACCUAUAAAUUUACAAGUCUGGUCUUUUGAACCAGUAGAAACCAAUUGAGUGGGACUAUAGUCUCUGGGGGGAAACUUUUUAAGUAGUGGUCUCACCAGAUGACUUCUUACUGUUUCUUUGCACACAUCUGGGGAAAAAAAAAAAAAAAGCUGCCUUGUCCACAGACAUAAGCUAGGGUCUUUGGGGGUAAAAUUCUGUUUUGUCUCUCUGCUUGCUAAGAUUUACUUGUUAUCAAUGUUGGCACAUCUGUAAAUGUAAAGAGUGGUAAUGUUCAGUGUCUGCAGAAAUUCCUCUCUAGCCACACAGGUCUUAUAUCAGCAGUGACUGAUAAUUGGCUCAUUGCACUCUACAUGCUAGUUUAGAUUUUUAUACUUUUAUGUUCUGUUUAGAAUUACUGUUGGUUAUAAUAAUUUUGAAGACAGUACAAAUAUGAUAGAGUGAGAAAUUUGUUGCUUUUAAUCUUUUAUGUUAAUAGUAAGGAAUUGUCUGAAAAUCAUUUGAAUCAAAUUGAAUCACAUUUUCUCUUUGUUGAAAAAAAUCUCAUUUUUAUUUUUCUUGGUAUUGUGCCUUACUUUUAUUUUAAGCCCAUAAAACGGUUUCAUUAUAAAACACUUGACCUACAAUCUCUGAGAUUUUACUUGAUUUUAUUUCUGUCUGUUUACAUAUGGGUAAUAUGAAGCUAUAAAAUGUAGGAGGUGUAUAUAGUUGCUUGUUUUUGUGUUCUUUUUUUUUUAUACACGUCACAUUGUUUUGUUUUGUUUUUUUAGCUCGUUGUAAUCUAUUGUUUACUUAAGACAUGAAGUCAGAUCUCAGGAAUGGAAACAGUGGAAAGAAAUGAAUAAGAAUGAAUGAAUUGUAAGAAUGACACCUUAAGUGAAAAGAACAUUUGUCCCCAUGCAGUUUGCUACAUAGCUGAAGUAUUGUGUAAGCUAUGUCUAUUCAACAUUCCCCAGUGAAAAGUCUUGCAUUCGCUUAAUCUCCCUUGACCAUAAAAAAAAUCAUGUUCAUUCAAAGUAAUUAAAAUGCAUAAAUCAGU